This is a messenger RNA of Brachypodium distachyon (stiff brome), 1711 nucleotides long. Its product is annotated as TOM1-like protein 1. The transcript is spliced from 4 exons. Gene Ontology annotation, molecular function: ubiquitin binding; phosphatidylinositol binding. The record is from RefSeq and is a predicted model, not a curated record. Bases 212 to 1387 code for a protein of 391 amino acids. Gene Ontology annotation, biological process: protein transport to vacuole involved in ubiquitin-dependent protein catabolic process via the multivesicular body sorting pathway. NCBI's taxonomy places the organism in Eukaryota, Viridiplantae, Streptophyta, Magnoliopsida, Poales, Poaceae.
GAGAAGUCCUCAAAGUACAACAGUUGUUGGCACUUGGCAGUUGGCAGUAGCACCAAAGGAGACCUCGACUCGAAGGCACCGCGCAGGAACUCCAUCGAACAAACGACGCGGACGGGACGGCAGCUCGAAUCCGCGCGUGCGAGGCCUCGCUCCAGUUCGAUUCGACUCCCUUCUCCUCCGCCUCCUCCAAUUUCCUUCGCGGAAGUGAAAAAUGGGUGACAAUUUAAUGGAGAAAGUUAACGCUCUUGGUGAACGUCUGAAGAUCACUGGGUCGGAGGUCAGCAAGCAGAUGGCGGCCGGCAUGAGCUCCAUGAGCUUCAAGAUGAAGGAGCUCUUCCAAGCGCCGACUCCGGCGGACAAGAUUGUUGAGGACGCCACCGCGGAGAAUUUGGAGGGGCCCGAUUGGUCCGCCAACCUGGAAAUCUGCGACUUGAUCAACACGGAGAAGGUCAACAGUGUGGACCUGAUUCGUGGGAUCAAGAAGCGGAUUGUGCUGAAGGAGGCUAGGGUUCAGUUCCUCUCCUUGUUCCUUCUUGAGACCAUUGUGAAGAACUGUGAGAAGGCCUUCUCGGAGGUUGCAGCAGAGAGGGUUCUCGAUGAGAUGGUCAAGUUGAUUGAUGACCCACAGACAGUGGUGAAUAACAGGAACAAGGCCCUUAUGCUGAUUGAAGCGUGGGGAGAGUCUGGUGAUGAGCUCCGGUACUUGCCAGUCUAUGAGGAAACCUACAAGAGCCUGAAAUCAAGAGGUGUGCGGUUUCCCGGACGUGACAAUGAGAGCCUGGUCCCGAUAUUUACUCCACCACGCUCAGUUGCUGAAGCUGAAGCUGAUGCAAACUUCUCCCAACAGACCUUUGAAGAUGUGCAUGUGCACACGUAUACUGCCGAGGAAACAAAGGAAGCUUUUGAUGUAGCUCGUAACAGCAUGGAACUUCUUUCCACUGUUCUUUCAUCUUCCCCUCAGCAGGAUGCUUUACAGGAUGACCUGACAACCACUCUUGUGCAACAAUGCUACCAAUCUCAACACACUAUCCAGAGAUUCGUUGAGACAGCUGGAGACAAUGAGGCAAUGCUAUUUGAGGCCUUGAGUGUGAACGAUGAGAUCCAGAAAGUGCUAUCCAAAUAUGAAGAGAUGAAGAAACCCAUGAUAUCUGAGCAUGCAGAACAGCCAGUGGUCAUACCAAUUGCCACAGAGCACGAAGAUUCUGCAACAGUUGGCAAUGAAGAUGCCCUGGUCAGAAAACCAGCUGGUUCUCGUGCAAUGUCAGGUGGAGAUGAUGAUAUCCUCGAUGAUCUCGAUGAGAUGAUAUUUGGCAAGAAGGGAGGAAGCAGUUCCCAGGAAGUGCCCAAAAGGCAGGAUCCAAAGAAAGAUGACUUAAUCAACUUUUAGAUAGCGUCCAAGCGAGUUACAGAUUUCCUCAUGGGAUUGGAACUUCAGAAGAUGUCUCUGCUGCUUUAUACUGCUGAAUGAUGUCUGUAUUCAUCCAUUAGAAGAUUACACGAUCCAGUUAGGAUUUGAGUCUCUUGUUUAUUUGCAUAUGAUGAUACUUGUGCUCCAGGGUUUGUUCAGUCGAGAAGUUGCUGCACGCUUCUCAUCAGUUUGUUCAAUUGAAAAGUUGCUGCACGCUGCUCAUCGUCUGGUUUCAUGGUUUCAUGCAUUGGAUGCUGAAUUAUUUGUUGAUGGAAAAUAUGUUCAGUAUAUGAAGUAUGUGAA